AAAUUAUUCGUUCGCUUCGAUUAUUGGUUGUGCAGUAUUCGUUCGAUUAAUAAUCGAUUUCUGUAGGAAGUAUUCGAUUAAUCGAUUAAUCGAACGAUUAUCGGGGAUCACUAUCUGGAAUCAACCCAUGAUUCUGCCGUUUAUUCAAAGGCAGGUAUAAUAUGGUCGGAAUCAUUUGGCUUUCAUAGCAUAAUCCUUUCAGUAAACAGUGGAACUCUCAGAAUAGGGAAAGAUCAAAAUUCAGAUUCCACGAUGGACGCCUACAUGCGUCUGAACUGGUCCAAACAAAAUCGCCGUAGCGAGCAGCGCUUACUCGAACAAUUUGCAAUUGACUUCUCUCGCUAUGAGGAGGACAUAUUCAAUCUGCACAUAAACGAAAUAGAUCCCAUUCAUCAACUGGGCGAUGUAUAUGACGAUGACCAGACUCCACUGCAGUACCCAAUUGAUCCCCGUACAGGCCUCGAAAUGCGUCGCUUAGUGAUCGAUACCACUAAGCCGUUCCGGAUGUUCGAACAGUUUCCCACCGGUUCGAAGUUGGGUCGUGCCGAACAUCAGCAUUGUCUAACUGUGCUGAAUAGGCUAAACUUGCGGUUGGGAUUUGAUUCGCCAGAAGAGAAAGAAGCCCUUGGAAAGUAUAAGACCCUGAUGAAGAAAUUAGGAAAGGAACAGUGUUUAUUCGAUAGUUUCGUGAAAAAAUAUUUUAAUACUCACCUAGUCGGUAGAAAGAAGAUCAUCGAUCACGAACUGAACCAGCUAGUCAUCGCUAUUUGGAAAAGCAAAGUACAGAGAAUGCUGCAAGGGAUUUCGGAUAGCAAGUUCUACCUGUCCACUGCCGUGAUGUGGAUGAAGUAUGGAGUAAAUGAACAAAAUGUUACAUUUGAACUCGCCUCGGAAAAUGUGUUGGAAUUGGGAGUGGUUAAAAAUAUUUUCACCGAAAAUUUACUCCACUGUAACACUUUGAAGCGCAACAAACGGAUACUGGAUCAAUUUUGCAGUGAUGAGGCUCACUUUGUAAGCGUAGAUGAUGCCCUCCAAAUAGAGACGAUUUUGAGACAGGAUGAAAGUAUAAGAUUUGUAAUAAGUUCGGGAGCACUUAACUAUUUGUUGAACAGUGCCACUAAUCUGCAACAGCGUUGGAUGAUACCAAUCCAAAUCAGAACCAUUGGAGAUCGAAAUGUUAUAAUAUUUGGGAAGAAAUUGCAACCAACAAAAAUGUUGUCCCACGAUAGAAAUAUUAAAGCUCAUAAAUAUCUGGUAAGGAGUUUCAUGACGAUAACUAAGAAGGUACGGGAAAACAACGCAAAGGAAUCGAAGCCGGUGACCACACCGGAAUACAUUCCGGUUCAUUUCGAUGAGUAUUUGCACUCAUUGCAAAAAAGAAGACAGUCUAUGCCCCAAUCUGAACAGAAUGUGCGCCUUGGGCUGUGGAAACUUUCUGAUGGGGACAAUCAGUGUAAAUUCCUCGUGAGAUCUCGAAUGGACUGUUAUGAAUCUCUACGCAAAAUGAAAUUCUACAUAAAUAUAUCCAUCAAGUUGGAAUACCAAGCGGAAUUUGGUGCCGAACAGAUGACUAGCAGUGAAUUGUUGCGAGAAUGGAUACGUCAAUUUUUGAGGCCCAAUUCGAAAACUCUUCGACUUCGCAUCGAUGCCCUUACCCAUGCUAUACUUUCUCACCACUAUCUGGAACUGAAGGAUAUUGAAGAAGAACUUAAACGGAAGUACAACAUCGAGCCCAUGAAUCUGUUCACUAAUCUGUGGCAAACACUCAAACUGCUGCUGAACUUUCCACCCGGUGAGCAUCUUAUGCAACAUGACAUCAAAAACCCCGAAACCGUGAUGAUUCUUACGCGUGACCCCAAGGCGCUCAAUGCUAGUUCCAGCAUAGAUCUAAAUGAUAUCUACAACAAUGUAGAAUAUGAACAGUGCGCCCUGGAAGAGUAUGAAUGGGUACCCAUCGACAGAACUGUAAUAACGAAAAUGCACAGAGAGCACACUCUGCUUCCGUGUACUUUCCCACAUUGGCACAACGUUCAGCGCAUUGUACGCAGAGAAAAAAUUGAACCCAAACGACCACCACCACCGCCAAAGGUGGAAGGAAAACCCAAAAAGAAGAAAUCAAAAGGUAAUCGGGUCCGACGCAAACAGAAACUACGCGAGAAAAAGAUCCAACAACAAAAGCAACAGGCAAUCGUAUCACAAUUGCAGCAAUCUCUGGAUCAGUUUGCACCAUACGAAGGCCCAGUAAGGACUAGCAAAACUAAUGUGGUCCCAUCUCCAAUGAGUGCGACGAAACCAGCAUCCCCUUCAACGAAUUUGACGAAAAAAGAAACGUUUGAUUAUCAAUCAUAUGUUAACCAGGCGAACAUAAACUAGGAACUGUGAUUUAAAAAUGUAAAUACAACAACGUGAAUAUCACUCCAAGCUAUCCCGUCUCGUACUUAUGUAAGUACUUUUCCACCAGCCUUUAUCCAGCUCAUUUUCGAUGGAGUUCCAGGUAAAAUGGGUUGGGGGCCGUUCCUCGCCGUUGAGAAAUGUGAAGUUUUUACUCAACUCGAUAGCCAGUCUGGAUCUAAUAAGCCCAAUUGAACCGUAUUGCUCGGGGGCUGGGUGGUAGACACGUCCACUCGUGGGAAACAUACAGAUCCGAUUGGGUUCCCAGGGCACGCUCAAAAGGUCUCCAGCGUGUGCGUACGCGAGUCGUUCGAUACCCUCUGUCAAGAUAAAACAUUGAAAAUACUGAUGUUUAUUGAAAAGUGAUUGGAUUAAGCUUACCGGAGUCUUUAUAAAUAUCCGUGAAAACUAUUGGAACGUCGUCGCAGCGAAUGUAGUUUCGUUCACGUCCACAUAACGAAACAAAAGGGAAGUCCUCGCGGUACCGAUCGCCGUUGUUCAGUCGGAUGCGUUUGAAAAAGAACUCUAGAAAUUUUUUCUCCUUGAAGCACGAGGUGAAGUUCUUUAUCCGAGCGUCGUCCAGGAAUAGCUGAAAAGUAAACAAAUCUGUAUGAAAAUUUAAUGGAUAUUUAUGGUAUAUAAUAUGUACUUUGUUAUUCUAGAAUUCAGAAUAAUCUUCUAUACAGGCAAAUUUUUUUAUGUGCGAGCAAAACUUCAGCAGUAGCUUUUUUUGAAAAUGAAUUAGAAAUUCGCGAUACUUUUUGAACAGAUCUGGUACAGCCGUUCCAUGCAAACCGUUAUGGUGGUUCUCCGAUUUUCAUCAAAAUUGGUAAUUUUGUUCCUUAUCGCAAAAUAUUAGAUCCGUAUUUUUUAUUUUUUCAUUUGGGUGACCAUUUCAAUAUUAGUGUCAUCCGAAAAAUCUUUUUUUUUCCACUUUUUCAAAAAAUCAUAACUUUUGAACUACUGGACCGAUUCAGAUGAUCGAAAUAUCAAAUCAAGCCAGUUAUAUAAUCUUUUAUGUAAAAAUAUUAUACUUGCGCAAAAGACAAAAAAUAAUUUUAAAAAUCAUAAUUCAAAAACGAAAAAAACAUAUCUGAUUUUUGAACAUGUUAUGUGAAAAAUUCUCAGCUUUCAAGGAAAAAAAAAAAAAAAAAUAGCGCCCUUGGUCCCGAGACCAUGAAAACUAUAAAAAAUAAAUAUAAUCAAUAACCACGAAAACAAAAUUAAAAUUUUUUUUAUUUUUAUUUUUAUUUUUUUACAAGUACAGUAUUUUUUUUUCAAAAAAGGCCAUCUGGCUUCAAUUUGACAUGUCGAUCAUCCAGUAGUUCAAAAGUUAUAAAUUUUUGAAAAAAGUCAUUUUUGGAAAAAAGAGGAUAAAUUACAUUUUUCGAACCACCCUGAAGUAGAAGUGGGCACCCUAAUGAAAAAAUACGGGUUUAAUAUGGGUCUAAGGAACAAAACUACCACUUUCCAUUAAAAUUGGAAAACCACUAUCGGUUCGGUAUGGAAUAACUGUGUAGCAAAACCUGUCUUUGUGCGAGUUUUGUUAUGUGAUCGCACAAAAAAAUGCAUCAAAAUUUUUUUUUGCGUGGUAUUUGAAAACAAUGGAGUCAUCGAUCAUUUAUUUUGUUUUUUCUAUCUUUGAAAUGUAUUUCAUCGCUCUACAUAGGGACUGUGUCAGCAAAUUUUCAUUCUCAUGUUGUUUUGUUUGUUUUAUGGUGUCAGUAGGAGCUUAUUGAAAGGAGCAAAGAGUUGAUUUUAUGAUCUGCGCAAGUGAGUAGGCCGCUUAUCAAAGCGGAAAAAGGAAAUCGAAUGAUGAUCAUGAAUGGAAUCAUUAGGAUUUGGGUUAUUUUCUUAAGGAAACCUUGAGGUCCCCGUCCACCGUAUAAAAAAUGUUCUCAAAUUGUGUAGCGAACACUAUUUUUUAAAGCUACUGGUGAAGUUUAGUACGAUUUUUUAUGCGAUUUUUUUUGUGCGGAUCCUAUUACCCGCACCAAAACAGGUUUGCCUGUGUAUAUAAAUGGAGUUCUGUCUGUCCGUCUUUCUGUCUGUCUGAUUCAUAUGAACUUGGAAAUUACUGAACUGAUCGGUGUAAAAAUUUUUUUGUAGGGGUUUUUGGGGCCGGGGAAGGUUCUUAUGAUGGUUCGAGACUUCUCCCCCCUCUCUUUUUGCAUAACUCGAGAACUAAUCAAGCAAAUGAAACCAAAUUUGGCAUGUAAAGGUUUCAGGGGGUAAGAAAAUUGGAAAAGGUCAAUACGGUGAACGAUAUAAUGAGAUGUUAUAGACAAUAGAUUUUGGAGUUUGGGUCCCAAACUCGAUGUUUACAAAAAUGCCCAAUAAGAGGUGAAAAUGUUCAAUUAUUCGUGUCGCAUUGCAGGUCUGUCCAAUUAGCCAGAUGUUGAAUUAGAUGUAACUUACUGUACUACUGAUAAAAAUUACGCAAGUAAUACUACGUUGAGAAGGAAAAAGUUUCACAGGACCGUUAGUGCCACCCAAGGAGAAGAUAGUGGGCCUGAUCACGAUCGUCACUUCACGGUGAAAACGAAGUGAAUUAUAUACAACGUUAUUACGGCUGCCACCGUCUGUGAUGAACUCGGUGUGAUUAUGAAUAUCACGAUACUGUCACGUCACGGGGAAAAACAAGUAUAUUUGUCACUUGUGUUCUAGAUGGUGAAAACUAGUCACGAGGAAUGGAGUAAAUUAAUUUUGGUUUUAUUUAGCUUUUUUGCUAACAUUUUGAAUCGUGUCUUGCUUUUUAAGAAAGAAAAGAUAAACAAACAGCAAUUUGCCCGCUUGGUGGCAUUUUUAGAACGAAAUCCUGACGUAUCCAGAGGACAUAAAUUUGUUUAUUUGGAUUCGAUAAAUGCACUAUGGGAUGUGAUUGAGGACUAAAAAUGUAGCUCCCGUAGACCAAUUGACACAUGGCGAAAGGUCUAAUUUCGAUUGUCCAAAAUGAAUAGAAAUUUUUUGCUUCUAUUUGAAGUAUUAGACUAACAGAGAGUUGCAACCCCAUAAAAUGGCAAUGAGAUGGAUAAAUUCGGGUUUAUUCUGAGAUAUAGAAGAUAUUAUUAUUCAUCAAAAUUGUAGAAACGGUUCUUAAAAAAUGAUUUCAACGUUGACAUAUACUAAGUACUUCUCACUAUUCAAACGAAUAAGACAGAGCUGAGUACAAGAGUAUGCGAGAUAUCGAUUAUUAAACUCAUGAUAGUCAUGCUUUAUCUCUAGAGUAAUUUAUAGAAAGAGGAAAUAAAAUUACAUUCCCAUAUGUUCAACAACUACAUCAUUCAAGAGCAACCAAGUAUUCCUCAUCAUUUUUGAACCAGCGUUCGAUUCAGUAAACUAACGCACCAAGCAAAUGAUUCAUGGAAUGAGUCCGAAUAGUUGGCAUUGAAAUUCCGAAUCAUCGAGGUAUAAUCGCAAACUUGUUAUUCUAAAACAUACGUUCAAUUAAUUGCAAUAUUAUCUUAUUAAUUUUACCUAUGUGGUGCCCGACUACCGAUCAUAGAAAAACUAUUAGUACAAAGAGCACAAGCAUAGGACAACACACAUCAUGUAAACUAUGGUAGGACAGAAAUGAUAAAAAGCCAUUCAAUAAAUACACGAAUAACCGACAGUACAUAAGUGAUUAUUAUUCCCGACCACCGAAACAGUGGACUUCCCUGGGGUUCCACAACCUACAUAACGUUCAAACGUCCGAAAUUAUGCAACCGACAUAACGUUCAAACGCCCGAAAUUAUGCAACUGACAUGUCUUUUAUAAACGGGAAUGAACUCUUUCACUUCACGGAGUUUAUUUUUACACGCAACUGUCCGUGACAAUGAUGAUAGACACAAAAAAAAUUAAGUGAAGUGCAAGUGACGUGGAAGCGUUUGUGACAGUGAUGUUCGUGAUCAGCCCCAGUAUAUAAAUAAAUUGGAAGAAAAUCUUUUUUCAAAGAUCGAGUCGGUAAACAUCGAUACUUCGGUACCGAUUUAAUCAGUGAAUCGAUCCCUAUGCCUUUUAGAAAAUCGAAUAUUCGUGAUCGAUCUUUUUAUUCAGAUCGCUCGAUCCUAGUGUAUAUACUGGACACAGAACAACUAUCGGAGAAGUUGUAGCACGGUACUGAGAUUCGGAUCCAACACAAUCUCAUCUGUGUGGAUCUGGGAUUCUCUCUUCUUUCCAUGUAUUGGAUGUUUGGCAACGCGAGUGCCGCUCCCGAUUUUAGAUCUGAGCAACUAGCCAUAAUGGGUGCUGGGUGUGACUGGGCGGCUGUUUUAGCCAAGACACCCACAUACCAACACUCCGAAAGACUAAUGCUUCCCUUUUUUUUGCUAUUUUUUCAUUUGGAUAUUUCCCCCAAAUAGCAGAGUCUUUCGGCGGGGUUGUCUUGUUCUUCAAAUUACAAAACCCGGCGAGCGCUUCGACUUGAACUCUGAUCGGGAGGUUAAAGGGUAUCGUCCGCGAAUGCUUGAAUGAGCGACCAAUGAAAGCGCAGGAUAAUUUCGGUGUGAAUACGGAAUAGUAAACAUCGUUAACUAUUACGUAAUUCCCGUUCCAGUGGAUGUCUCGCUGAUCUGAGAAUCUUGAGAUAUGCUUGCCCAUUCUGACUUCGACAGUGAAAAAAGCAGGAGCGGAUAAGUUUGUUCUUCAUCGCGAGUGGACGGUAAGAAGGUACCGUAGGUGAAAGGCUACACGUGCUAGUCAGUGUACUAAAGUUUUUUUUGUUUUAUGUUUAGUUUAAAAUUAAAGUAGUCAUAGUUUCUCCAAGAAAUCGGGUUAAACUAAUUUCCCGCUUGUGUCUCUCUUAAUCGAAAUCAAAGGUAAGCUUCGAUAUUCAAGGCAUGUGGCAGAUAAUAAAUUAAUUGUGGCAUAUGUGUGGUGUUUUCUAUUCUUUGUUGUGUGUAGAAAGGAGCCGUUUUCUGACCCCACGAUAGAGGCUUGGAGUGGACCAUGAUACUUUUGUAGAUCCACGUGGCCGCGCGGAACGCAAACUAUCACGUCAGGGGAAGGCGCAGCACGGCACAGCUAUCCGUCGUGCGCGCACUCAACGUCAACGUCGCAUCGCCCACACCUACGGACUCAUUAAUCAUCACUUACCGUGGGACUGUGAUAAGGUAGAUCCACGUUAAACCUAGGUAGUGUGAGUACGGAACCUAUUUUUAACCUUAAGUUAACAUGCGCAUGUAGGGUUCAAUAAGCAAAGCUAAAAACCCACACAAAUUAACAACGCCACAUAACAAUGCCACACAAUAACGAAGCGUAGAGAAUGAGCGACAGCGCGCACAUGCUGAUCGGUUGUAGGAGAGGUACACUCAAGAUGGAGAUCUCUGGACUUGAAUUCAUGGGUCCGAUGUUCAAACCCCACAAUUAUUUUUCGUUAAAUGUAGACUUGUUUUAAGUGAUGUUGAGAUGGAGAAUAUAAAUUUGUAAGAAGAGUGCUCAGUAAAAUAAUAUUUAUGUUCAUCAAUUGAAUAAAUGUUGCAUUAUUAGUGUAAUUUGAAGUAGAAAAACCGUGCAUUUACUGGCUAGCGGUACAGCCUAAACACCCGAAACAAUUUUUCAGAUAGGUAACGAGCGCCUCUGUUGCUUGAAUUGUGGAACGCGGACAAACGGUGUCGCGGGUCCUUCUUAGCGCAGGUGCAAGUCGCGGAACAAACCGUGGUUUGGAAACAAAGGACAAACCCGCCCGGUGUUGGGUGUCUCAUUGCCGGGCAAAGCAAGAACACGGCGGUUGGUCUCCCUCGCGGGAGUGGCACUUAAGCCAACCGCUUACCUGCGGAAAACCAUCCGGUCGCGACAAACUCGCGCGCUUUUCCGGCGUUGCGGGUUACAAAGUGGAAAAUGGGGUGAUCUGCCCCAUCUAUAAAAAAAGUGACAAGCUGAAUGAUGCUGAAUAAAAUCAUGUCUCAGAUAUUUUUUCGCCGUCUAUCGUAAAAUACUAAGCAGAUUUGUGGGGAAUUAUCAGACCGUAUUCAUGCCCGGUUGCUCGACGACGGACCAGAUUUUUACACAGCGGCAGAUCACGAUUUUACUUCGAAAGCUGACAUGAUUGAUUCAGGCAACGAUGAAUGGUUUGCCGUGCAGUGUGCGGUCUUUCGGAAUUAUUUGAGAUCUACAUGUGUCUACGACAAGGCGAUGGACUCUGCUGUCAGCUCUCCAGCGUGACGCUGGAAAGUGAUAUGGGGAGAACUGGUUUCAACAUACAGGGCAAAAUUUUCAACAAGUCUCGUCAGUUUAUCUGCUUCGUCGGUAAUGUAGACAUAACCGGAAGGACACAUGCGGCGGUAGCGGACUUGAGUACUCGACUGAAACACGAAACAUAGCUGAUUGGGCUUGAAAUCAAUGCAUCUAUAACUAAAUACGUGCUAGCAGAAGGGGCUGGUCGUAACACAAUUCUUCUUUGUAGAGAUCGAUGGCUCGAGGCGGUCGAGCAAUUCGUAUACCAUGACUCGUUUAUAACAACCGACACAGCCGUGAAUUUAGAAGAUGCAUGGUCAACUGAACUCGUGCCUACUAUAGACCCCACAAAUCUGUAAGGUCCAACAAGUUUCGACUCCGUACAAAGUGUAUCAAAUAUCUUAUAUGACCGGUAGUCUUCCAACGGCACGAAGCACAGAGUACUCGCAUGCACUUGUUGUUUUCGAACGCCAAGUUCUGGAACAAUAUACGGCGAUGUACGAACAAUGUAUUGUGGUGUAGAAUGUAUUUUCUGCAUGUGCACAUCAGAUCUGGAAAACGGUUCAAUGUCUUUAUUUUAUCCCAAAACUGGAUUAUCUCACCCGCCUCAUUACUAAACACUAUCAGCUCACCAUUCCUUCGUGAUCGAUGUAAUAGAAAUACUCCCGAAGUUUUGGCGCCGGCGAUUGACCCUGCACGUACUGAACUGUCGAAGGAAAGCCUUUCCGUGCCGACAGAAAGAGCAAUCGCUUGAAAAUCAUUGUCUUUUCUUAGAAAACGCAACUGAUAUCUCAGAAUCUCUGCUCAAUAAUAUUACGCGACACUUUACAUAUAAACAGAAAACAGGUGAUUCUGUACGGCUAAUCGCGUUGACGGCAUUGAGCUUCGUGUUCCGAUGUGUGAAGCGCAAAUGAUAAUGCAUUUCUUGGUAGAGAAAACAUACUUUUAGAAUAAAAACUAUGAAUGAGAGUUAACUUUUUCGUAUCAAAUAUCUAUUUUGUGUAACUAAUUUAUUCACAAUAGGUGAAAAAACAAAAGCAAAAAAUGUUUCUGAUAGUGAUUCUAUAUUAUAUUAAUGAGCUUUUGGUGGAAAUAUCAGAAAAAUUUCUAAAAAAAUGUUAAAUAAGGCCCAGAACUACGUAUCUAAAGUAGUCAAAUAAUGUCACGUAAAAAGUUUCAUUCAAAUUUUAUCAAUUCAAAACAUCAUUUGAGCAUGCUUAUCUGAUAGAAAAUAAUCUGUCUCACAAACAAAAAUGUUGCCACCAGAUGUCGACUAUGUA
Toxorhynchites rutilus septentrionalis is the source of this 9827-nucleotide messenger RNA. RefSeq lists its product as uncharacterized. Bases 253 to 2373 code for a protein of 706 amino acids. Gene Ontology annotation, biological process: snRNA transcription by RNA polymerase III; positive regulation of transcription by RNA polymerase III; snRNA transcription by RNA polymerase II. The transcript is spliced from 2 exons. Gene Ontology annotation, cellular component: transcription elongation factor complex. Lineage: Eukaryota; Metazoa; Arthropoda; Insecta; Diptera; Culicidae. The record is from RefSeq and is a predicted model, not a curated record.